CAAUCUACAGGGCCUCAUGGCACUGGUUCAGAAUGGGAUGCAGGAUUCGGCCCGAACCGUGCGCAGUGCUGCUUGUGUGUGCCUCACGGCACUGGCCCAGCAUUGUACACCAGAAAUCACAGAGUACCACGAGACCGUUUUACCCGCCAUCAUGGGCUGUGUGCAAGACUCUGACAACGAAGUCCAGGAGCGGGCCUGCGUUGCCCUUGAGCAGUUUUUGGACAGUAUGGAGUCGGAUGUGGAGCCCUAUUUGCCCUCGAUCAUGGAUCUCCUCAACGUACUGACCGGCAUGAGCUUGGACGCCCACCAAACAGCUGUAUCUUGUUUGGGUGCGCUGGCACUGGCCUGUCCCGAGGCUUUCAGGACGUACGUCGAUCCCGUGAUGGGUCAUCUCAAGUCUCUUCUGGGUAUGCGCGAGCUGGACCAGCUUCCGUUACUCUGCCAGGCCCUGGACACAGCAGGUCUCGUGGCCUCGUGCUGCCCCCGCUCGCAGGCCGAGGCUGGAUCGGGCCACGUGCAGGACAUGUUUACUGCCGUCUUGCAGGUGAUUCGCGAAGUCGAUGAUCCCGACGUACGCGUCGCCAGCUUCACCAUGUUUGGCAGUUUUGCCCGACUUUUGGAGGAUAGCUUUGCCCCCUGCCUGCCGACCAUCAUGCCCUUGGUACUCAAUAGCACGCGUGCCGCCGGCGUCCACCGCACCGUGGUACCCCAGAUUCCAGUCUCGUUGUCAGGCCUGGGCAACGAGGACGAUGAAGAUGAUGAAGACGACGAUGGGUUUAUUGGUGCCGUGCACACUUCUGAGAUGCCUGAGGCUGAGGCGGCCAUGCAGCUCUUGGCCGCCCUGGCCAAAUUUUGCCGCCUGCACUUUGGGCCAUAUCUAGCACAAGGGUUCGAGGCUUGUGCCCGAUGCGUGGCCGAUCGCUACCAGGCUACCAUCCCAUCCCUUCUGGCCUCCACCUACAAGGCCUCGGUCGAGCUGUGUAUCACACAGAUGGCCAUUGCCCUGCAGAAUCCCGACCUGGAUGCUCAACUUUGGACGCCAAGCUUUCCUGCACAGCCACCCUUGACGGAGGAACUGCAAAGCCCCAUCUCGCACACGACAGCGCUGCUUCUGCAGGCCCUGCAGGGGGAAGAGGACAAAGAGGUGGCUUGCGAUCAGCUCGAGGCGCUGCACCGACACUUGCAAGGUUGUGGUCCCUACGCGCUUGCUGCGCCGGGACAUGUGGACGCCGUUCAGGGCCUUUUGCUGGGUUUUGUGGGUCGGCGUGCGAAAUGCCAAGUGGAGGAUUAUGAACACGAAGCCAUUGACCCUGAUGAGGACCCGGACGACGAGGAAAGCCUGGCUGAGUUGGAGAUGCUCCUGAUGGAGUACGUCGGUGAAUGCAUUGUGGCUUUGGUGAAAGCUCUGGGCCCUUCGGGCACGGCCCUUGCAACAACAUUCUUGCAGCCGCUCUCAUACUAUGUGCGACCCCGACGCGCCACUGCCCCUGAGCGAAACUUUUGCAUCGGCACGGUGGCAGAGAUGAUUGAAGGUCUGGAAUCCGGGGCCCAGCCCAUUGAGCGCGAUUUGUACACACUUAUUCAGCCCUGUCUUCGAGACAGCGACGCGGAGAUAUGUGGCAAUGCUGUUUAUGCAGCAGGUCUCUUGAUGGAGCACGGCACCGAGGCCAUCCAGUCCACAGUGCCCGAGCUAAUGGGCGUCCUUUUAGGCAUGGUGCAAGUGGCUCCUGAUGACGAGGAAGGUUUGCACGCCCGCGAUAAUGCCAUGGGGUGUGCAUCACGCAUUCUGGCCCGUCAGCAGCAAACAUCAGCACCUGCGCUCGGUCUCGAUCAGCAAGCUGCCGUACUAGCCCAGAUUGUAGAGGCGUUGCCCCUGCAACAGGAUCUGUCAGAGAAUCGCACGGUGAUGGCCAUGUUGCGCGUAGUCCGUGAGAGUGGCCGUCUCUCUGUCACUCCGCAGCAGUGGCAUGCCGUGUUGCACGCCUUGUUUAGCAUUCUCUUGACGGGCACCAAAGUUGAAAAUGAUAUUCGUGCAGCGCUGGUCGACUUUCUGCGCUUCUUGACGCAGGCAGAGCCAGACGUGUUUUCGGCUGUCGUUGGGAGUCUUAAUCAUGCCCUCCAAGAAGAGGUGCGCGCUCUCCUGCACUGAGGCCGCGCAGCACUGUACGCGCGAUGCAUGCGUCUUGUCACGUGUUGACUCCAGUCUGAGCUUGCGGAUCAGUCGCUCUUGCUUUGCGUACCGUUCACACGUGAAUGGUGCCUUACACAACGGGGGAAUAAUCGAUCUUGACUCC
Monosiga brevicollis MX1 is the source of this 2294-nucleotide messenger RNA. RefSeq lists its product as uncharacterized. Bases 17 to 2149 code for a protein of 710 amino acids. Gene Ontology annotation, biological process: protein import into nucleus. Gene Ontology annotation, molecular function: nuclear import signal receptor activity. The transcript has 2 exons. The record is from RefSeq and is a predicted model, not a curated record. NCBI's taxonomy places the organism in Eukaryota, Choanoflagellata, Craspedida, Salpingoecidae. Gene Ontology annotation, cellular component: cytoplasm; nucleus.